CAUCUAUUUCCGUUUUAACUGACGAGAAAAGGCGGGUAAUUGUCUUCCAAAGCCGUGAGAAUGCCUGUUGCUUUGUGUUGCUUUAGUUGAUUCAUUUUACAAGAGCCGCAUACGAUUUUUCUACAUUUUUUCUGCUCAAAGCUCGAGUAUACGGUAUCUAUCAAGCAGAAACAAACGGCAGUAUGUUUGAGGCACGUCUGGUACAGAGCGCGAUCCUGAAGAAGGUGUUGGACGCGGUAAAGGAUCUUUUAACAGAAGCGACGUUCGAAUGCUCAGACUCGGGGAUUCAGCUCCAGGCGAUGGACAACGCUCACGUUUCCCUGGUCUCGUUGAAUCUCAGGAGCGAUGGCUUCGACAAGUAUCGUUGCGACCGGAAUUUAUCGAUGGGCAUGAGCAUCAAUUGUAUGUCAAAGAUCCUACGAUGCGCUGGUGUGGAAGAUACAGUGACCCUCAGGGCGUGGGAUAAUCCCGAAUCUAUCGUUUUUAUAUUCGAAUCCCCGAACAAAGACAAACUCGCCGAAUAUGAAAUGAAGCUAAUCAAUAUGGAUCAGGAGCAUCUCGGCAUUCCUGAAACCUCUUAUUCGUGUGUUGUUAAAAUGCCAUCUGCAGAAUUUACACGCAUAUGCAGAGAUUUGAGUCAAUUUGGAGAAUCUAUAACUUUUGCCUGUACCAAGGAAGGUAUAAAAUUCAGCGCAUCUGGUGACUAUGGCUCAGCCAAUAUCAAAUUAGCACAAACUGCAGAUGCUGAUAAAGAAGAGGAAGCAGUAAUAGUUAACAUGCAGGAACCAGUAAAGUUAACAUUUUCUUGUCGUUAUUUAAACAGUUUUGUGAAGGCUGGUCCUCUUUGCAAUCAAGUUCAACUGUCUAUGUCCGAUGAUGUGCCUUUAGUAUGCGAAUAUAAAAUUGGUGAUAUUGGACACAUCAGGUAUUACCUGGCGCCCAAGAUCGACGAUGAGGAGGAAAAUUAAAAUAAGAAAUAAAAUUCGUAUACAUUGAACUAUAAUUAUCAGUACCGUAUUAAGUUACUUAUUGCUUUGGAAAAUGUGUCCUAGUAAUUUUCUUACAUACUUAUCAUAUUUAUUUCAAUAGAAAAAGAUUAAUCGGCUUGACACGUUAAUUCUAAUAAAGGGACAAUACCAUACAUAUAUUUUAAUAAUGGAGAGAAAAUUAAAUAUUCUGUUAUUAAUAUUGAGGUACAAGUAACGCAAAGUUAGAAGUACUUUUAAGGUAAUAUAUUAUUUGAAUUUUACAUUUAAAAGUUAUUUGGCUUGUCACAGUGCUAGCGUAAUGCAGAAUUGACACUAAAAUUCAUAGUAGAGUGACACAAUAAUGAUUAAUAUAGCAAAAUGGUGUCAUCUUCUUAAUCAAUAUUCACAUUGUUACUGUUCCAGAAACUGUGACAGUAUUUUGAUAAUAUCGCAUUGUUUUUUUUUCUUUUUAUAUGUAAGAAGAACUCAAUAUAUCUCCAAAAAA
This is a messenger RNA of Formica exsecta, 1473 nucleotides long. RefSeq names its product proliferating cell nuclear antigen (gene PCNA). Lineage: Eukaryota; Metazoa; Arthropoda; Insecta; Hymenoptera; Formicidae. The record is from RefSeq and is a predicted model, not a curated record. Gene Ontology annotation, molecular function: DNA polymerase processivity factor activity; DNA binding. Gene Ontology annotation, biological process: leading strand elongation; mismatch repair; regulation of DNA replication. The transcript is spliced from 5 exons. The coding region runs from base 183 to 968 and encodes 261 amino acids. Gene Ontology annotation, cellular component: PCNA complex.